Molecule: messenger RNA, 2199 nt
Organism: Armigeres subalbatus
Lineage: Eukaryota; Metazoa; Arthropoda; Insecta; Diptera; Culicidae
Exons: 2
Coding region: 1-2199 (732 amino acids)
Biological process (GO): DNA integration
Molecular function (GO): nucleic acid binding
Source: RefSeq, a predicted model, not a curated record
AUGACCAUAUUCGACCCGCUCGGGCUCAUCGCUCACUUCCUUGCCGAUUUGAAGUUCUUGCUACAGGACAUCUGGCGAUCUAGUGUCACCUGGGACGAAGAAAUCGGGGACGAGGAGUACGAUAAGUGGAAGAUUUGGCUGAGCGCCUUGCCGCAGGUUGAAGAACUCCAAAUACCUACAUGCUUCUGGCCUGACUACUCCAUCAACCAAGUCGACGAAGUGCAGCUCCAUUCGUUCGUAGAUGCUGGCAAGAAUGGAAUGGCCGCCGUGUGCUAUCUACGGUUCAGGAAGAACGAAGAGAUCCAUUGUUCAAUAGUCGCAGCAAAAACUAGAGUAUCUCCGCUAAAGUUGACAUCGAUCCCUCGACUGGAAUUACAAGCGGCGAUAAUUGGAACACGACUCUCUAAAACCGUGUGUGAUACACUGCCGAUCCGCAAUGUGAAGAAGUUCUACUGGUCAGACUCCCGAGAUGUUCUAUGCUGGAUAAACUCCGACCACCGACGCGUCGACAGCCAGUUCGUUGGAUUCCGCGUCACCGAGAUUCUCGAAUCCACCGAAGCUCACGAAUGGCGAUACGUACCUAGCAAGCUGAACGUAGCCGACGACGGUACCAAAUGGAAAGAAAGUUCCGACCUGUCCGCAGGAAACAGAUGGUUCCGAGGUCCUAGCUUUCUCAAAGAAAAUGAGGAAGCUUGGCCGCAAUCUUUUACCCGCGGCAAACCAACAGACACCGAACUGCUGCAAAAUCUGCAAGUUCAUUACACUCCUCCAGAACCAGUCAUUCGUGUACAAAACUUUUCAAGCUGGAAGAGACUGCAACGCGUUUUGGCGCUGGUGCAACGGUUCAUAAAGAAUUGUCGCCUGAAGAUGGAACAGAAGCCUAUCGAAGUAGGACCUCUGAACGCAGCCGAACUCCGUACAGUCGAAGCGCAUCUAAUCCGUAUAGCGCAGCAGGAAGGCUUCCCGGAAGAACUACGUACUCUACGAAACGCAGCUCAACAUCCGGAAAAAACUACGAAGCUUCUUCCCGAAUCCAGUCCGCUGUACAAGCUUCUUCCGUGGAUCGAUGACCUUGGCAUAAUGCGUAUGAAGACCCGUAUCGCAGCGUGCCAAUAUGCCACCGACGACGCUAAGAAUCCCAUCAUCCUUCCAAGAUAUCACCACAUUACCACACUAAUAAUUCACCACUACCACAACCGAUACCAUCACCAAAAUCACGAGACAGUGAUAAACGAAAUACGCCAAAAGUAUCAAAUCUCUCGCUUACGUUCAUGCUACAGUCAAGUUCGCCGUGAUUGUCAACGGUGCAAGAAUGAUCAUUCAGUACCAAACACUCCGAUUAUGGCUAACCUACCACCCGGUCGCCUAGCAGCGUUUUGUCUACCGUUUACUCACGUGGGCAUCGACUACUUUGGGCCCAUUGAAGUUGCUGUAGGAAGAAGGCGCGAGAAGCGCUGGGGAAUGUUGGCAACGUGCUUGACCGUUCGUGCAGUACAUAUCGAGCUUGUCAAUUCCCUUAGCACCGAUUCUUGUAUAAUGGCUAUCCGUAACUUCAUCGCUCGUCGUGGUCAACCCCGGAAGAUCUACAGCGACCGUGGCACCAACUUCGUCGGCGCCAAUGCAGAGUUGAAGAAGCUAUUGACAAUUAUCAAUCAUGAUGCCAUGAUGAGGGAGUUCACGACCACAGAGACCGAGUGGGUAUUUAACCCACCGUUGGCACCACACAUGGGCGGUAGUUGGGAGCGGCUUAUACGAACCGUCAAAGGUAAUCUGAUGGCUGUUUGCACCACCAAAACCCUCUCGGAUGAAGUGUUACGAAAUCUACUGAUUGAGAUCGAGAGCGUCGUCAACUCUCGGCCCUUAACACACGUUCCAGUAGAUGACGAUUCUGGUCCAGCGCUAACUCCAAAUCAUUUUCUGGUUGGCUCAUCCAAUGGUUCGAAACCUUUAAUCAGCAUCGACGACACCGGCAUCGCCCUCAGGCAGAACAUGUGUACUUCGCAAAUUCUGGCGAACUGCUACUGGAAACGCUGGCUAACAGACUAUCUUCCGGAGAUUACCCGCCGGUCCAAGUGGUUCCAUUACCGCGUAACUGUUGGCCGAAAGGUAGAGUCAUCGCUACGACUACUAGCCGAGACGGGCAAACGCGAUCAGCGACAGUGCAGACAUCCGUCGGAGUAUACGAGCGCCCCGUUGUGA